Messenger RNA from Naegleria fowleri, 2634 nucleotides. RefSeq lists its product as uncharacterized. Gene Ontology annotation, biological process: double-strand break repair via homologous recombination. Gene Ontology annotation, cellular component: chromosome; nucleus; cytoplasm. Lineage: Eukaryota; Heterolobosea; Eutetramitea; Acrasida; Naegleriidae. Gene Ontology annotation, molecular function: 3'-5' DNA helicase activity; four-way junction helicase activity; ATP binding. The record is from RefSeq and is a predicted model, not a curated record. Bases 1 to 2634 code for a protein of 877 amino acids. The transcript has 4 exons.
AUGUCCAAACGAAAACUUCAGUUAUUGCAAGCGUUGAAUCAUGAUGCUUCGGGAUUGUUGUGGAAUGCUUCAUCUGUAAUCAUGGGAGGAAACUCUAUGCCUUUCACGAUCGCUGGAAUGAAUACAACUGAAACAAAGAAUACCUCUUCAUCCGAAGAAGAAAGUUCAAAAAACUCAUCCAUGAAAUCCACUACUGCUUUGGUACAUGAGGAUGAGAAUAAUUUAUCUAACAAGUGUAAUUCAUUCGUCAUUCCCAUGCUUCAACAGCACGAACAACAAAAACGAUUAAAAUCCAAUCAUCAUGUUGCUGAAAAAUUGUCGGGGAAGGACUUUUUUCAAGUACAAGAAGAAAUGGAAUGCCAAUAUCAAGAAGAAAUGAAAGAAAAGGAGGAAAUAGAGAAAGAAAAUAAGGCUUUUAAUCAAAAGUUAGAAAAGAAGGAGGCUUUGAAAAAUGUAAUCAAAUCAGAGCCAAAUUAUGUCAAACUAAAUUUGAGAAGAAAAACUUUCAAGUCAAGAAGAAGGUUUAAAGGAAGUGGUAAAAAGUAUGGAGGUGCAUUAUCAAAGAAAGAUCUAGAAUUAUUGAAAGAACAAGAUGAUACUACUAUUGAAAAUGAUGAAAAUAAUGAACUGAUUGAAGAUGACAGUGAGCAGGAUGGUGACAUGAAUGACAUCACUCCUGCUGAAUCUAGUCUCUCUUUGGGCUAUUCAGUGGAAGAGAUAUUGAACUCUCAGCAAGUAGCAGAGUCUAUCUUAAAGGAAUACUUUUUACAUGAUUCAUUUAGACUAGGUCAAUAUGAAACAAUUUCGAGAAUUUUGAGAAAAGAGUCUGCCUUGUUAAUCUCUGUCACUGGAAGUGGUAAAUCGACGUGUUAUCAGUACCCCACUCUAUGUCUAACAUAUAACAAGAAAGAAUUUGUCGUUGUGGUUUCUCCGUUAAUUUCCUUAAUGGAAGACCAAAUGCAAAACCUUAUUCCUAGCUUACCAGGAGCAUUGAUGACCAACCAUCAAUCAAGCCAACAACGUUCAAAAAUCAUGAAUGAUAUCAGAAAAGGACUUGUAAAGAUAUUAUUUAUUUCUCCUGAAAGGCUUUGUGAUGCCAGGUUUAUUGAGAGUGCGAAACAACUUCCUCCCAUUUCAUUUGCAUGUAUUGACGAGGCCCAUUGUAUGUCAGAAUGGUCACACAACUUUAGACCUUCAUAUCUGAGCGUGAAAAACGUUCUCGAGAAGGAUCUUGGUGUGUCUACAAUAUUAGCCCUAACAGGAACAGCUACAAAAACAACAGAAAAAUCAAUUUGUGAAUAUUUGCACAUUCCGCCACAGAACGUUUCAAGGCAAACCCUGUCACGCCACAAUCUUGUGAAGACUGUUUCCCUUGGACUGCCAAGCAAGUUUACCGCUGUUCUCAAUCUCCUUAAUAGUGAUCGAAUGAAAGGAUAUAGAGAUUCUGUUAUCAUUUACACUAUGUUAAGAAAAGAUGCUGAACAAUUAUGUAGCCAUUUAAUAAUGAAUGGCAUACAUGCAAUUCCAUAUCAUGCAGGAAUUGAAGUUUCAAAGAGAAAAGAAAUUCAGAAUCAAUUCAUGAAGAGAGAAAUUAAUAUCAUCGUUGCUACAGUGGCCUUUGGUAUGGGAAUUUCAAUUUCAGGUGUACAGUCGGUUAUUCAUUUUAAUUUACCAAGAUCAGUUGAGAGUUAUGUUCAAGAGAUUGGGCGUGCAGGCAGAGACGGUUCUCCAGCUCAGUGUCACAUCUUCUUUGAUGAAGAUGAUUACAUAAUUUCUCGAUCUCUAUGCUACAGCAAUUACGUCGAUAUAUUUACUGUGAAAAAACUAAUUCAAAAAAUAUUUUCAAAGAAUGCAGAAAAAUGUCAUAUAUGUGUAUUAGGAGUGAAACAAUUGGAAAAGCAUUUAGACCUCAAAGAGGAAGUAAUCUCAACUCUUCUUACGAUUCUUCACAACAAAGGUUUUAUUAAGCUCCGUUCGAACACAAAUCACAUGUACACAAUAUUUUUCAUGAAGAGUACUCCUGCUGAAUUGGCAAAGAAGCACUCCUGGAUCAAAACGGCCAUGUCUCAAUCGAAAUCUUCCUCAAAGUUUGAAAUUGACCUUGCAAAAAUUGCUUUGGAAGCUUCUGUUUCUUUUUCUCAGUUAGAAACAGAAAUUAUUGGACUCAAAGAAAUUGGCGAAAUCAAAUAUGAAACAAAAUCUGAGGCAUUUUGUAUGGAAUUACUGCAACAUGUAACAAACAUUUUAGAAUUGUCAACAACAAUCACGGAUGAAAUGAGAUUGUUAGAAAAGGUAAAUGUUUCAAAGGUUCAAGCCAUGUUUAAGCUUGCUCGAGAAUUUGUUGUCUCAGACGAAGAAGCCCAAAAGACUAAUCCUACCAAAAAGGUUGGGAUGGAACAGUUGAUUGAUGAAUAUUUCACAUGUGAAAACGAACAAGAGUUCUUGAAAGAUGAGGCUGAUAUUGUAAAAACAGAACUGAAAGGCAAUGACCGAUCUGUCAUUCAAUCGGAUUGUUGUGUUUUACUUCGAAAAUAUGACACCAUUCCAAACGCCAAAACCUUAACAAAAAUUUUGACAGGUAUUUCAAGCCCAAAUUUCAAUGCCGAAUUUUGGAGAACAUGCGACAAAAAGUAG